Molecule: messenger RNA, 2093 nt
Organism: Lutra lutra (Eurasian river otter)
Lineage: Eukaryota; Metazoa; Chordata; Mammalia; Carnivora; Mustelidae
Gene: PLSCR4
Product: phospholipid scramblase 4
Exons: 11
Coding region: 465-1457 (330 amino acids)
Biological process (GO): plasma membrane phospholipid scrambling
Cellular component (GO): plasma membrane
Molecular function (GO): phospholipid scramblase activity
Source: RefSeq, a predicted model, not a curated record
CCGCUCUACCGGGAAAGUUAGACUCCCGGCCUGGCGUCGCGGGUGCAGAGAGGGCAUCGGGCCCGCGCGGGUUGCUGGGGUCCGCCCUCCCCACCCGAGAGUCUCUGUCCGGCAGGCCGGGUCCUGCUUGAUCCGACUCCCAUUGCAUCUCUCGCAGGCAUUCCCUCGGCGCUGCACUCAGGUACUCCCUCCAGGUGGAUUCGCAGCUCCUGUAGCUUCUGCUCCUGACCACACCCGGACCUCUCCAGGGGGACCUCCCCAGUCUAAGCCAGCUUCGGUCUCACCGGGAUUACGGCUGCCAUCCCAUCCUCACUGUGUACUUCCACUUGUGCCCCCUCAAGAGAAAGUAUAACUCAGCUCUCAUCUCCCCACUGAUUCAAGUCCUCCGAAGACUUCCCAGCUGCAAUUACAGCCAAUCCCAGACAUUUUGCCUUGGUCUUCAGGACUAGGUGGAAUUCUCCAAAAUGUCAGGCGUGGUCCCCACAGCCCCGGAACAACCUACAGAUGAAACGGAGAAUCAAAUAAAAUCUCCUGAUCCAAGCCCUGAUGCUCCUCCUGACUACAAUUCCCAUUUUAUACCAGGACCCCCUGGACCAGCUAUCCCUGUACCUGCAGGCUACCCAGGAGGCUUGCCUGUGGGAUACUACAGCCCGCAGCAGCCCUGUGCCUUCCCCUCAUACCAGCUACCAGCUGGUAUCCAUCCUAUCCAGUACCAGCCUGGCAAAUAUCAUAUGCCAAAUCAGCCUGUUCCAAUCACAUGGAUGCCAGGCCCUGCUCUUAUGCCGAACUGUCCUCCUGGUCUGGAAUACUUAACCCAGUUGGACAACAUACACGUCCUUCAGCAUUUUGAGCCUCUGGAAAUGAUGACAUCUUUUGAAACCAAUAAUAGAUAUGAUAUUAAAAACAAUCUGGACCAAAUGGUUUACAUCGUAACUGAAGACACAGACGACUUUACCAGAAAUGCUUAUCGGACUCUAAGGCCCUUCGUCCUCCGGGUCACCGACUGUAUGGGCCGAGAAAUCAUGACAAUGCAGAGACCUUUCAGAUGCACCUGCUGUUGCCUCUGUUGUCCCUCUGCCAGGCAAGAGCUGGAGGUGCAGUGUCCUCCCGGUGUCACCAUUGGCUUUGUUGCGGAACACUGGAACCUGUGUAGGGCAGUUUACAGCAUCCAGAAUGAGAAGAAAGACAAUGUGAUGAGAGUGCGUGGGCCAUGUUCAACCUACGGCUGUGGUUCGGAUUCGGUUUUUGAGGUCAAAUCCCUUGAUGGCAUGUCCAGCAUCGGCAGUAUUAUUAGGAAGUGGAACGGUCUCUUAUCAGCAAUGGGGGACGCUGACCACUUUGAAAUUCACUUCCCGUUAGACCUGGAUGUGAAGAUGAAAGCCAUGAUUUUUGGAGCUUGCUUCCUCAUUGACUUCAUGUAUUUUGAAAGGUCUCCACCACAACAUUCAUCAAGAUAAAUGGACACAGCAAAUCAGCAAUUAUGGCUAAUAAAAAAAGUAGAAAAUUGGAUCGGGCUUAUAAUCCCCUGAAUUAUUUGUAAUUAUAUGUGUCUGCUUCUGCAGGUUUUUUCCACUGGGUAUUAGCUCUAACAGGCUAAGAGUGUAAGAGCAAGAAUACAAUCUAAACAUGUUUCAAUUGAUUUUAUCUGCCCAUUUGUCCUCUUGGUAGACUAGGCGUUCACCUUGAAAAAGCUAUGACUCAGUAACCAGGUAAACACAUUACAGUAAGCUUAAAAACACUUUACCAUGACAUAAGGGAAAACGAAUCCCAGAGCUCUCACAUUAAUAGGUCAUGAAAUGGUGAGCUUUUUAGAGCAAUCUUUGAGAUAGAGUAAUAAAGCUUUUAUCCCUAACCCUGUCCUCCCUCUCCUACCUCUUGUCCUGUUACGGGAGACAAAUUUGGUUCCAGGUGAAAAGAAUGAUACUCUUGAUCUUUAAAAACAAAAAGGAAGACAGACAGAAACACUAUGUGUUUAUUGUACAAGGAAACAUUUACUUGUGCAUAUGUGUCAAAACCCUGUUUUGCAAGUUUCUAAGUUUCCUUGGAAAUUUUCAUUUUUUUAACAAAUAAAACUUUUUUUUUUUAAAUCAUAA